Molecule: messenger RNA, 1281 nt
Organism: Puccinia triticina
Lineage: Eukaryota; Fungi; Basidiomycota; Pucciniomycetes; Pucciniales; Pucciniaceae
Exons: 5
Coding region: 1-1281 (426 amino acids)
Biological process (GO): transcription by RNA polymerase II
Cellular component (GO): SAGA complex
Molecular function (GO): protein heterodimerization activity; transcription coregulator activity
Source: RefSeq, a predicted model, not a curated record
AUGGCGACUCAUUCAGGUUCGGCAAGUACUCAUGCUCCUCAGCCCAGCCUUGUUCUCCCUACCAGCAAGCAGUCCAAGUACUCUACGGAAAUAUCUCAAAUGCUUUUCGUAUUCGGAGAGGUGAAAAAUCCAGACGAGCAAACUGUAAGAUAUAUUGAAGAUGUCGUUCGGUGUCAAGUCGCUGAAUUGGUCGUCCAAGCGCGUGGAUUGGCUCAGAAACGAGGGCUGAGAAUCCCGACCACAGAAGAUUUGAUAUUUUUGAUCCGACAUGACCGAGCAAAAGUCAACCGAUUGAGAACAUAUUUAGGAUGGAAAGACGUUCGUAAGAAAGCGAGAGAAGACGGGGUCGAUGAGAAAGACAUCGAGUCGUUCGAACCCGAUCCAAAUGGGACAUCUACUAGAAUGAAAUCACAAAAGUUGAAGCUCAAGAUCCCAUGGGAAUUAAGCUCAAUAUACAAUGACGUACUGGUAGGAAAUGAAGAAAAUGAUGAUGAAGAGGAAGAUCAAGAUGAUAAAGAAGCCUAUGAAGCCUCUGAAAAACGAUUACGAGAAGCAGAUGAAAUCACUCGGCACAUGACCCGGGAGGAAUACCAGCACUAUUCGGAUUGUCGGCAAGCAUCAUUCACCUAUAGAAAGGCCAAACGAUUCCGAGAAUUCGUUGGACUUUCAAACUACAUUGAAGGCAACCCAAAGGAUGAAGUCGUCGAUGUGCUUGGAUUUUUAUCGUAUGAGAUGGUCCGGGUAUUAUGCGAAAAAGGACUAGCGGUCAAACGCGAGUAUGCCUUAGCACGGAUUGCCCAGGGUGAAGAUGGGGCAGCUCGAAAUGAAGAAACUCACAGCGGUAGUCCUAACAAGCGGAAACGAAGGGCGAAUGCGAUUGACUUAUCUGAUGAUAACUAUGAUGGAUCAGAAGCCUGGAAAAGACCCAAGCCGAUUGGCCCCUUCUCUGAACCCGUCAGCGGGCCUUUCAAGCUGUCGCAAAAUGGAAACAAUCUGACGAAAUCAUUCACAGAUGACGCUUUUGAAUUGGUCGAAGAUCCUACCUCCAAGUCGGCACUUGAUAAGCCCCAGGAGUCUGGCAACGCAACCGAAGGAUCUAGUAUGGUCAAGAAAACAGAGCCACAGCACCCACCAGCCCCUGUUGAAAAUAGAACUCCUUUGAAAGUGACAGAUGUUGAAAACGCUUACUCGUUGAUGCAAUCUGGUAGAGUCAAGGCUAAGAUGACUGCACUGAGGAACUUUACCGGCGGCUUUGUUCGAACCAAAGUUAGCUUGAUUUGA